CCAGGACAUCAUGAUCUUUCGCUAUGACGAACUACCCAGAGUGCUUGAAGUUACGUUUCUGUUUGCUUGCAGAUCACAAUCGUACGAGAAGCGUGGGGCUGACGGACUUAUCCAGGACUGGCGCUGGCCACUGCCGAAUUUGCCUCCAUGAGCUGCUUGCACGGAUUUCUUCUAGUUGGACAGAUCGAGUGCGCUCUUGUCGAGCCCCCUUAUUUCAGCUCACAAUCGGUUUGCAAAAGUUUUUUCAUAGCAGUGUCGCUACUCUGGAUCAACAUGAUCUGAGAUAUUUACUCACUAACAGUGUGCUUCAUUUGGAGAACGAAAAACUUUCGCUUAUGAGGUGCUCAAGAGCGUGGAAUGAAUAAGACGGUCCACUUGCACAUGGGACUUAACUUAGUUGAAAGGACCGCCCCACACAUCGUCUGUGUCCCAUAGUCCAAUAUAACCUUCUUCUACAGAUAAUCCGGUUGUUAUUAUGCAAUCAGAUUGAUCUUUGCA
Molecule: messenger RNA, 498 nt
Organism: Selaginella moellendorffii
Lineage: Eukaryota; Viridiplantae; Streptophyta; Lycopodiopsida; Selaginellales; Selaginellaceae
Exons: 2
Coding region: 24-365 (113 amino acids)
Source: RefSeq, a predicted model, not a curated record